AAAAACCUCAAAGUAUGUCCCACACUCACCAUCAACACUGAGAUUACGCCCACAGGCUCUCGCUCGACAUAACUUUCACAAACCACGCCACAUAUACAAAAUCCCUGAACAUGCCACGAGCCACUCCCUCCCAAGCACAACAAGCUCCACCGCAGGAUACACAGACCCCUUCUACCUCUACAAUGCAGACGUUUUGGAAUACCUCUCACACUCGCCGACCUCUCUCUAUCGCUUAUCCAAGCUCAUUCUGCAACGUCUAUAGUGAGAAAGCCGGCGUAGAUAUGCACUGGAUAUCCGAGUUCGGGAUCCUAAACGUAUUCCUACUCCCAGGCCCAGUACCCACCGAUAUCUUCACGCGAUACGCACACCUGACGGGAACAGCGCCCCUUCCAGAGGCCACCGAAACUUCAUGACGGGAGGCCCCUGGCCCACAACCGCGUUGCUGAUGAUUGUUUAGAGAAAAACCAUUGUGGUUUGUAGCCUUAGUAACUAGUUCGA
Messenger RNA from Suillus plorans, 498 nucleotides. RefSeq lists its product as uncharacterized. The record is from RefSeq and is a predicted model, not a curated record. The coding region runs from base 111 to 413 and encodes 100 amino acids. The transcript has 4 exons. NCBI's taxonomy places the organism in Eukaryota, Fungi, Basidiomycota, Agaricomycetes, Boletales, Suillaceae.